UUACGGCUCUACCAAGGAUCCACAAUUCUUCCAAGACAAGCGAAUGCAAGACAUUCACCAGUCCAUGGGCAUAGAAUAUCACAAUGUCGACAAAAAUUCUACCCGCUUUGUAUUCCCAUUGGGAAGCGAAGUCAAAGAGAGAGCCGUCUUGUUACGAUCUUCAUAUGUCCACCUCGGCCUCAAUUCCAUACCUGAAUCCAGGUUCACCCGCAUCGAGAAAAUAUAUUACCCAGACCAGGAGCUGCUCCUGGAGAGCUUUGUCAAGACCCUUGUAAGAGAGCCUGGACUGAACAUGUGGACUGAAAAGCUGGAAAUGUGGGCCAUUUCAUAUGUCUAUGGUCAGCUCAUGAUCAAUGACAAUGCGUUGGAUUCGAGCUUUGACGAGCAAGCUAAAAUCUGGUUUAAUGACAACAUUCCGAGAUACAGUGGUGGGAUUGAUAGGACGACAGUUACGAAGAGAGUAGGAAGAAAGUGCUAGAGCGCAUAGUAUACCCUGUUAUGUUUCUAUAGCCCUGCCGUAUUCUUCCCUCCGUAAUAUCUAGCUGUCAAUCGAGAAGGCUCUGCCCUAUCGUAGAGCCACUUUGAAAUAAUCUCUACUUUGAUUUCUCUGCCAUGCCGAACAACUAAAUACCCAAGUCGAUAUCGU
Phialemonium atrogriseum is the source of this 646-nucleotide messenger RNA. RefSeq lists its product as uncharacterized. The transcript has a single exon. The coding region runs from base 44 to 478 and encodes 144 amino acids. Lineage: Eukaryota; Fungi; Ascomycota; Sordariomycetes; Cephalothecales; Cephalothecaceae. The record is from RefSeq and is a predicted model, not a curated record.